GAAAACCGAAACGGCUACAUACGUAUUUUAUUUAUUUUGUAGUAAACGAUUGAAGGGUAGACAUUUGUGCCUAUGAAUAACUUUUCGCGUUACGGAUUAUGACUAAAAGAAGCUAUAUCUCUUGAAAGUGCCAAUAUGGAUGAGAAAAUUAUAAACUCGUGCCCUAACUGUUGUCAAACAUACAGUUUGAAAAGCUUGGCGCCGGAACCGAAAUCGAACAUACCUCUUUUCAUAAAAUGUGGGCAUUCCAUAUGCGAAUGUUGCGUUCGCAACAUUGUGAAGUCUGGUGAGCCGAUAGAGUGCAAGAUAUGUUUGCGGACGAUGGAGAUCAAGACUACGGAUAUCGCGAAGCUGCUUCAGAACAAGAUACAGUUGUACAGUCUGUUCCCAGUGAAUGUGAAUGUGCUGGGGGAGCUGGCACUCAAGAUGAUUGUGGAAAAGCCUGAAGUAGAAGAGAAGAAGGCGCAGGAAUAUUUUAUAGAUUUGCAAGCUAUACUUGACAGCACUGACCAGACUCAAGGCCAAUGCUUAGAAUGCCAUGGUUCAACAACAAAAAUGUGCCAACAAUGCGCUACUGUCAUAUGUGCCUCCUGCUUCGAAAAGUCACACAAGAACUUUGUGGUGUUCAAGAACCAUGUUCUGCAGAACAUUGAACUAAAAGUAUCAACUAAUAACUGCAAAGUCCAUUGUCAGAAAUCGCUGGAGUAUUACUGUAAAGAUUGCGCCAAGUCGGUUUGCAUGGAUUGUCUGAUGGUGGGGUCUGAGAAGUCUUGCAAAAACCAUGAUGUGGUGUCUAUUCUUGAAAUUAAUGAGAAGUUUUUGUCAGACUUACGUGAAAUACUUCCCCAAGUUGACACCACAUUCCGGAGGCUAACCAAAACCGCAGUUGAUAUUGGUCACCAACUCGUCAAGAUGGAUAACGACAGUGGGUCGCCCGAGCUCCUCCAGGUGUCAGCGAGCAUCGAGCAGCAUUUCUCCAAAUUGCAGGCCAUAGUGCAGAACCACCGACAGGAGGUAAUGGAGAACAUCUCCCGGCUGCGGCGCAUCGAGCGCGAGUCGCUACUCCGCGUCAGAGAUGAGGUGGCCACCGCUAUCAAGCAAUCCAAGCAACUUAUGAACGCAUUGAAGUCGGCUCUGGACUGCGAGAAGAACCAAACGACGAAUCUGUCGACGCUCCUUGAAGAAGCUAAAUGCAUAGUUGACAGACCGUGGUGUUUGACCAAAGCAGAAUCCGACAAGGACAAACUGAAGGUGUGCGUGAGCGAGGAGUUGUGCCUGCUGGUGAGCGACUACGUGCAGCUGGUGGGCAACGCGCAGGCGCGCUACGGGCUGCGCUCCUCCAGCCAGCUGGCCGCCGUGCCGCCGCCGCCACCCCAGCCGGUCUUCCCUCCGACUAGAGGUAUGGUCGAAUGAUAGCUGGGUGUGUGA
Messenger RNA from Cydia splendana, 1428 nucleotides. RefSeq names its product E3 ubiquitin-protein ligase arc-1-like. NCBI's taxonomy places the organism in Eukaryota, Metazoa, Arthropoda, Insecta, Lepidoptera, Tortricidae. The transcript is spliced from 9 exons. Gene Ontology annotation, molecular function: zinc ion binding. The coding region runs from base 136 to 1413 and encodes 425 amino acids. The record is from RefSeq and is a predicted model, not a curated record.